AUGGGGGCAGCUACAUCUGUUAUUGCUUUGGGUGUUGUUCUUUUGAAAGGACUAAGAUUUAGAAGAGUUAUGCCUAGAGAACCUCAUGUUAAUCGAGAGUAUGAAAGAGAGACAUAUAUGAAUGAUAUUCUUUGUAGAGGUAAAUAUUAUCUCGGUGAUGCUGGUUAUGGAGUUCGAAAAGGAAUUAUAUCCCUUUAUCGUGGUGUUCAUUACCAUUUGAAAGAGUUUAGUGAUAACUCGCCAAGAAAUGACAAAGAAUUAUUCAAUCUUCACCAUUCUUCUUUACCCACUAGCAUUGAGCAUUGUUUUGGGGUUUUGAAGAAACGUUUCCGUGUGUUAGAUGCAGAACCUUUUUGGUCAUUCCCAACACAAGUGGAUGUAGUCUUAGCUUGUUGCAUAAUUCACAAUCAUAUAAUAGGAGUUGACCAUUUAUACUCAAUUAUGAGCAAUGGGCUUCGUGGUAGUCCACUUGCAAAUGACAAUACAAGUAGAAGAGUCCAACGAUCACAAAGGGAAGUCCAAGAAGAAAAUAGAGAAUGGGUUCAAAAACGGGAUGAUAUUUGUCGUAAAAUGUGGGAGGAUUAUAAUGCUAUGGAGUGA
Messenger RNA from Quercus lobata, 600 nucleotides. RefSeq lists its product as uncharacterized. The transcript has 2 exons. The record is from RefSeq and is a predicted model, not a curated record. The coding region runs from base 1 to 600 and encodes 199 amino acids. Lineage: Eukaryota; Viridiplantae; Streptophyta; Magnoliopsida; Fagales; Fagaceae.